AUGGACCACCCAUACUACGCUGAUAGUACUGGGUUUGAGCCAGCCAGGCGCGGCUCUGUACUUUCUAUGGCUCAGCCGAUGCGGAGUGUCGGCCAGCAUGAGCUCAGUCACCGGAGGAACAGCUGUAUCAGUCCAGCCGCCGAGCUGGACGGCAAGCUACGCAAUCCCCCGAGACGUCGAGUUCCCGUGGCAUGUGAACGAUGCCGGCGAAGAAAAAUCAAGUGCAGUGGUGAUUCCGGUGACGGCCAGGGCUGCUCCAACUGCCGAGGUGCUGGCAACACAGACUGCCAAUUCUUGAGGGUGAACUCUUCGAAACUGCCAUUCAAUCAAUUCCCGUACCCUCCUACGGGAUCUGCUAUUGCGCCCUCUCCCCGGCUGGGGAUGUAUACAGCACACACGCCGGGGAAGUCAGCCCUCCAUUCUAUAGGCUCAUCCUCAGCACGAGUGCCGUUGCAGCGGACAGCAGACUACGACGUCAGUGCCAUCGAUGCCCAUGGUUUUCCACGACAGUCUGUUGGCAUGGAUAAUUCCAUCCAUUAUGACGACGAGCAGUCGGCCAACUACAACGGCCAAUCCCCAGCUUAUAUGCUCCCAAGCACCCCAUCUGGGAUGAUUGACUACGGAGUACCAGCAUGGAGUCCCAAGGCCUGGAGCUCGAUGCCCAACACUGGCAGACCUGUCAAUGGAGGGCUAUUUGCCGACCCCGAAAUCAACGGCUCCAUGAAUCCACCCGCAUAUUCCUAUGUGCUUCCAACUCAGGGGAUUCUGUCUGCAGAGAUCCCUCCAACCACCACAGCCAUGGCAGACACAACAAGUGCAGACCGAACACUCCCUACCCCCUCGACAUGUCGAAACCAAAAGCCCCAAAACAACGCCACAGGUCUGACGACCAUGCCAGAGGGGAUUCCUGGCAUGAAUCUCGCAGCCGACUUCAAGGGUCCUUUCUGGAAUCAGCGCUGCGGCACCUCUCUCGACCAAAGAACAGCAUCCAUGGCCAAUGUUCCCAGCCAUGAGCCCUACAAUACAAGCUCCCCACCACGCACCAAGUCCAGCGGCCCAGACCCAGAACUGGUGUUUGGGUAUCUGCCUAUGUCGACGACCAGCGAAGACCUAACUCCCGCGCUGUCUUCCACAGCUUCCAUCCCUUCCACCACUAGUCCCGACAACCCCCCAUACCCAGGUCUAGAGACCUUGGACUCUUCCUCGGCGGCUGACUACCGCACGCCACCGGCAGGCACUAGGUUGGCACGCAGCUUCUCUCGAGAACAGCACAACGCCGGACAGCGGCUGCUGGCCCUCACGACGGACUGCACGCCCGAAAUCUACGGGUACACCAGCAGCGAAAAGACCAAAGCCCGGGCUGCAGAUGGAGCAGAUGCACGAUGCUCGGCCUCGACGCUCAUGAACGGCUUGCCCUACACCCGGGUCCGACACCCGGACACCCCCGGCGCGUUCUCGUUCAACCUACUGCCGGAUACGCUGCCGGAAUAUCACCGGCCCCUGGUCGAGAAUGUCCACCGGGCAUCUGUCUCGCCGUUGGGCCACCAAGCCUACUAG
Penicillium alfredii is the source of this 1557-nucleotide messenger RNA. RefSeq lists its product as uncharacterized. Gene Ontology annotation, biological process: regulation of DNA-templated transcription. Gene Ontology annotation, molecular function: DNA-binding transcription factor activity, RNA polymerase II-specific; zinc ion binding. The coding region runs from base 1 to 1557 and encodes 518 amino acids. NCBI's taxonomy places the organism in Eukaryota, Fungi, Ascomycota, Eurotiomycetes, Eurotiales, Aspergillaceae. The record is from RefSeq and is a predicted model, not a curated record. The transcript has 3 exons.